AUGGAUUAAUUAUUAUAAUUGAAAACUUGGAGAGGAAUCAAAGAAUCUUUAUACAAUAAUAAUAGGGAUAUAAAUGCAGUAUUCUUUGUUUUAUAUUCAAAUAAUUCUUGAGAAAUAGAAAUUGAUUCGAAUGAAAGAGAAAUCAGAAUUUUUAAUCUAAUUAGUAUUUUUUUUUAAAUUAAUUUAAUACUAUAAACAAAAGAAAAUUAUUUGAAUAUUUAAACCCUUCUAAGUCAGGAACCAUAGAUUUUGAUGAAUUUGCGGAUCAUCAGAUAAAAGUUGAUUAAAAUAUAAAGUAAGCAACGAAGCAGUAAAAGUUUAAAUAACAAAAUUAAUAAUUUUCUGAUCUAUUUAAAAGAUAAAUCAAUAUUUAACUGGAUUUUCAAAUUCUGGAACUCCUUCUAAUUAACAACAAUAGCGUUCUCUUAAUUUUUUAGAUAAUUUUAAGAACAAUAAAAAAAUACCACCACCAAAAUAUUCCACUUUAUAAAAAAGUAGGGUGA
Messenger RNA from Paramecium sonneborni, 503 nucleotides. The record is from the annotation of a GenBank genome assembly. NCBI's taxonomy places the organism in Eukaryota, Ciliophora, Oligohymenophorea, Peniculida, Parameciidae.